AAAAUGGUACACAUGAAUGUCUUGGCAGAUGCUCUCAAAAGCAUUAACACUCCUGAAAGAGGAGGUAAAUGCCAGGUUCUUAUUACGCCAUGCUCCAAAGUCAUUAACCAGUUUCUAACUGUGAUGAUAAAGCAUGGUUACAUUGGUGAAUUUGAGAUCAUUGAUAAUCACAGAGCUGGGAAAAUUGUUGUGAACCUCACAAGCAGGUUAAACAAGUGUGGAGUGGUCACCUUCAGAUUUGAUGUACAACUCACAGAUCUGCAAAAAUGGCAGAAUAAUCUGCUCCUGUCCCACCAGUUUGGUUUCAUUGUACUGACAACCUCAGGUGGUAUCAUGGACCAUGAAGAAGCCAGACAAAAACACACAGAAGGGAAAAUCCUGGGAUUCCUUUUCUAG
Molecule: messenger RNA, 396 nt
Organism: Zalophus californianus (California sea lion)
Lineage: Eukaryota; Metazoa; Chordata; Mammalia; Carnivora; Otariidae
Product: 40S ribosomal protein S15a-like
Exons: 1
Coding region: 4-396 (130 amino acids)
Biological process (GO): translation
Cellular component (GO): cytosolic small ribosomal subunit; ribosome
Molecular function (GO): structural constituent of ribosome
Source: RefSeq, a predicted model, not a curated record